Phycomyces blakesleeanus NRRL 1555(-) is the source of this 429-nucleotide messenger RNA. RefSeq lists its product as hypothetical. Gene Ontology annotation, biological process: translational initiation. Gene Ontology annotation, cellular component: eukaryotic translation initiation factor 4F complex. The annotation marks the transcript as partial. Gene Ontology annotation, molecular function: RNA 7-methylguanosine cap binding; translation initiation factor activity. Lineage: Eukaryota; Fungi; Mucoromycota; Mucoromycetes; Mucorales; Phycomycetaceae. The record is from RefSeq and is a predicted model, not a curated record. The transcript has 2 exons.
AAAUUCUGGUCUGUGUACAACAAUAUAGACGGACCAGAAAAACUCGGUUUUAGGAGCAACUUACAUUUUAUGCGUAAAGGUAUCAAGCCUAUCUGGGAAGAUCCACGCAAUGAAUAUGGAGGAUCAUUUAAUUUUAAGAUUCCUAAGGCACAAUCUCCCCUAGCCUGGAGAGAUCUUCUUGUGCUAUUGAUUGGUGAAAGAGUUGAAGGAUGUAUAGAUGACACUGUGUGUGGUGUGUCUGUAUCUUCUCGGCAACAAUGUGACAGCUAUCAGAUUUGGACAGCAAAUGGGCAUAACUCUGCACAGGAUGUGGAAGUGCAGAACCAGUUGGCAAGUCUUAUGAAACCAGCAGAGAUUCAAUCGUUCUAUUUCAAGAGUAAGCUAUUUUUUCGGUUUCUUUUAUGUAAAGGGGUUGAGAAAAGAUAUUGA